CAGCACAAUAUCACAAUUCGCCGCAUUGGUGCUGACCUGAUGACGGCAUGGCAGACGAGCCUGAAGAGUCCCGCUUCGUCGUGGUGAUCACCAAGGAACAGUCCGCCAGCCUUGGCCUGGAUGUCACCUACAGGACUUGGACGAAGUCUGGAGUUUUUAUCACAAAGGUGUUCGAGGACGGCCUCAUCGCUUCCUGGAAUCAGAAGAAUGAUCCGUCCAAGCGCGUGUCUGUGGGGGACUUCAUUUAUCAGGUGAACCAAGUUUCCAAAGACACCGUGGCGAUGAUCACGGAGCUAAAGACGCAAAAGCACUUAGCCAUCCACGUAAUGAAGAGGUUUGGAAAGCCAAUUCCUCCGUUGCAGGGCGGGCCUGAGGCGGGCGUGAAGGCUCAUGCGCAGGAGUCGCGGCGGAGCGACGUCGAGGCGCUGCUGCAGCAGCUGAACGGCGUCACCGACGAGGAGCUGGCCGGCUUGAUUUGCGUGGCCUUGGAGCAGCGGCCCCACCUGCGCCACGUGGUACUCGGCCGCUGAAUUGGAGAUCCCAAUCAGGUGGCGGUAUUUGAUGGGAAAAACACCCCGAUUGAAAUACAUCGCUCAGUGCGAGAG
Effrenium voratum is the source of this 605-nucleotide messenger RNA. Lineage: Eukaryota; Dinophyceae; Suessiales; Symbiodiniaceae. The record is from the annotation of a GenBank genome assembly.